UGGAGCUUACUCAUAGUGAUUUGAAUACGUAGUUUGAUAGGAUUAUUAUAACAUACAUGCAUGGAAACAGGGCCAUUCUGAUGGGUCACAAAAUGUGGCCCUCUAGCCGGUGGUAUCUAUAUUACCUGGGAACCUGUUAAAAAUGUAAAUUCCCAGGCUCCGCCCCUGACCUGCUGAACAGAAACUCUGGGAAUAGGGCCAAGCAAUCUGUUUUAAAGGUUCACUAGAUGAUUCUGUCACAUGCUAAAAUUUGAGAGCUACCAACUUAAACCAUUCACAUAUUCCACCAUGAUCUUCCAUUGCUCAGGAAAGUUGGUGAUCUCAAGAAUACUUUGUCUACCCCAGCCUUGCAGCUCACUGUGCCAGGCACAUGCUCUCCUGUGCUCCCCAUAGCCAUGCCUCACAAAACUGACGAAAUCAAGGACCUUCUGCUCAAAGCCAGAAGAAGCGAUGCCAACACUGUCAAGGUCAAGAAAAAUAAGGAUAAUGUGAAGUCUAAAGUUCGAUGCAGCAGAUACUUUAAUAUCUUGGUCAUCACAGCCAAAGAAAGGGCAGUGAAACUGAAGCAGCCUCUGCCCCCCAGGUUGGCAAUAAAGGAGCUAAAAUGA
Messenger RNA from Acinonyx jubatus (cheetah), 608 nucleotides. Its product is annotated as 60S ribosomal protein L38. Gene Ontology annotation, molecular function: structural constituent of ribosome. The record is from RefSeq and is a predicted model, not a curated record. Bases 396 to 608 code for a protein of 70 amino acids. Gene Ontology annotation, cellular component: cytosolic large ribosomal subunit; ribosome. Gene Ontology annotation, biological process: translation; protein-RNA complex assembly. The transcript has a single exon. Lineage: Eukaryota; Metazoa; Chordata; Mammalia; Carnivora; Felidae.